AAUUAAAACUAAUAAAAUCACUCACACAUUUAUUAUUUAUAUACUUCUUAAUUCCUCAUGUGCGUGUAUAUAUUGUUAUUUUUUUUACUGUCAUUUUUUUUUAAUAUUUGGUUUUUGAAAGAUGUCACCAAUUUUAAUUGAUUCCAAAUUAUUUAAAAAGGCAAGAUCGAAGACAUCAACUAGCUCCGAUUAGCAUAGAAAAAUAAAGUGUACUGUUGAAGGAUGCUCCAAAGAGACAUUUGAUCUAACUAGGCAUUUACGUGGAAAAAAACACAAAAAUAUUCCAGAAGAAUACAUAAAAAAAGUCUUAUCCAUUUUUAAUCUGAGAAAAAGAUCAUCAGAUUUAAAAAAAUCAAGUAAGUACACUGUUCUUGGUUGUCUUAGUUCUAUAUUGAGGGUUGAUGAUCACUUGGAAAAGUUCAUGGACUUAAAUCAACUGAUGAGAAUUACAGAACUUUAAUAGAACACUCAAAAUCAGUUAAUUUUCAAAAUACUACAACGGAUAGCUUGUUAUCACCCUUUAAGUAUUUCAAAAAUUGAUCAAGAAUAAAGGAAACAACAGUUCUUUCACUUUCAGUACCUGAAAGUGAAAAAAUUUGAAGUUUUUGUAGUAAACCUCAAAAGGAAAAAGAGUUAAUUAUGUCUCCUAGUCCAGGAGUUAGCAUUUCAUCUGCUACAGUUAGUUCUUCUUUGCUUAGUCCAGUUGUUAGCAGUACUUUGACUACAAAUAGUUCUUCUUCCUCCAAUGUUGAUGUUGAUGCAGAAGAAAAACCUGAUUCAGACGCUGAAUCAAGCAUUUUUGAAACAGAAGAUGAUUCUAGUGACGAACUAUUUGUUUCUAAAAGUAUUUUAUUGCCUCUUCGAAGCAAUAUACUUACGUUUUUAGAAGAGUUUCAGAACUUUUUGCUUGGUCCAGAAAACUUGAGAGACAAAUGUUCUGCACUAGUAAGUGUUGGUGAUGUCAAACGAUUUUUUCAUCUUGUUGAAGCUAAAGAAAACAUUGCAGAUGUUUUUAAUGUAAAUACAAUUCGGGAUAUUUUUAUUUCAAAGCUGGUAAACAAAAACCUAAAUCCAGGAUCCAUAAAAAAGUAUUUGUAUUCCUGAUUAACUUUUGUGAUUUUUUGUUAUUAGACAAAUCAGCUAUGUUGCUGUCUAAUUGCAACAGCUCAUGUGUAAAUCAUCUAAAGCUAUGUAUAAGUAAAUGGAGGAAGACAUACAAUAAAGAUGAUAAAAAAAUAUUUUAGGAAAGACAAAAAACAGAUUAUGACUCAAGAAUUACACCUGAGCAGGUGAAAGCUUAUUACAAAUCUGAAAACUCAGUUGAAGCGUCUAAGCUUUUUGAUGUCUAUGGCACUAUUUCUAAAACAGUCACUAAAUUCAAAUAUACUAUCAUGAGAGAUCAUUAUAUUGUUGUGAUACGUCUUGAAAAUGCUAACAGAUCCGGUGAUCUAAUAGGUCCAGCAAAUUUUUUUGCCUUUGCAGUUGAACCAUCCAACUAAAUAUUGAUGUGUCUUAAUGGCAACUCAUUCGCCUGCAGAAGGCAAACAAUCCAUUGUAAAGCACGCCCAAUGCUUACUUUAAUCAAAAGUUUAUUCCCCCUUCUGCUCUAACAUUUGUGUUAUUGUCAUCACACGCCUAGGCUUUAAUUUGAUCAAUUGUGUUUUUUUCUUGCAGAAACUGGACGAAGAUUUAGAAACGGUUAUAGCUUUACCAUCGGUUGGUGAUACAUGACCCAGGAACUUUCCAUAAGGGAGUGAAACUAUUGUAACAUGUUCUUUAGUUUUCAUUGAUUGAUAGUGUUUUUCGCCUACUCUCUUUUGCGUUGAAGUAACAUCUUUUCAACCAUCGCAACCAAUUCCACAACACAUUACUAAUGGUACUGCAUCGUCUUCUUCUAAUUUUACAUUAUUAGCUGUGCGAACUUUUCAUUUGUCAACUAUUUCGGAAAUAUUGUAUAUACGAAAAGUGGCAUUAACAAUCGAAACAGUUGCUCUAUUAGAGAUCAAUGCACCUUUACUUCUGCUAUCGAAGUCAUCGCUUUUUAAAUAAACUAUGGGCUUAUUUGAAGGAUUCAGCGACAUAUUUUAUUAAACUAGCAUCAUUUGGUCUGUAUAUACAACUGAUAAGUAUAUGUUUGUUGUUAUACAAACACAUACAUAUAUAUAUCAUGUUAUACAAACAUAUAUAAAUAUAUAUAUACUAGCUGAGUUUGUAAGUCUUUUCCACACAAACCUUUUGCCUUAUUUUCUUAAUCUAGCUGUCCGUAUCGGUAAAUACAGGUCUUUUCUUCUACUUCUAUAUUUAUCAAUUCCACGCCAAUCAUUUCUUUACUUGUUCUUUAUUUACUUCAAUAUUUUUUAGUAAA
This is a messenger RNA of Hydra vulgaris (swiftwater hydra), 2365 nucleotides long. Lineage: Eukaryota; Metazoa; Cnidaria; Hydrozoa; Anthoathecata; Hydridae. The record is from RefSeq and is a predicted model, not a curated record.